Molecule: messenger RNA, 2145 nt
Organism: Setaria italica (foxtail millet)
Lineage: Eukaryota; Viridiplantae; Streptophyta; Magnoliopsida; Poales; Poaceae
Product: hexose carrier protein HEX6
Exons: 3
Coding region: 366-1916 (516 amino acids)
Biological process (GO): monosaccharide transmembrane transport
Cellular component (GO): membrane
Molecular function (GO): monosaccharide transmembrane transporter activity
Source: RefSeq, a predicted model, not a curated record
UGUUGCUUUGCUUGCUUUGUGAAAGAGAAACAAAGUCGUGACGAUUUUGACGCUAGGCCUUUUCUCUGUGUGGCUAGCUUUGAUGCUCUGUCCAGGCGCAUAUGCUUUUACUUUGGGCAAGUCAAGUUCCAAUCAAAAUUUGGUAAAUUCAUGCAAGGAUAGUUUGAGAGACCAUGGGCAUUUGCCACUGCGCCCACUGCCAAGGAAAGGAUGGCCAAUAAAUAGAGCGCCCAUAACAACCAUAUCCAUCCAUCUCUUCAUCUUUUGUUUUGAUAGACAGACACAGGCACAGGCAGCUGUAGUGAGUGAGUAGUGAGACCGGCCGGGCAGGGCAGCAGCGGAGAAGAGAGCUUGAGAGUUGAGACAUGGCCAUCGGAGGCGGCGGCUUCGCUGAAGGCCCCGGCGGCGCCGGCUACAGCGGCCGGGUCACCUCCUUCGUGGUGCUCUCCUGCAUCGUCGCCGGCAGCGGCGGCAUCCUCUUCGGCUACGACCUCGGCAUCUCAGGUGGGGUUACCUCCAUGGAGUCCUUCCUCAGCAAGUUCUUCCCGGACGUGUACCACCAGAUGAGAGGGGACAAGAAGGUGAGCAACUACUGCCGCUUCGACAGCGAGCUCCUCACCGUCUUCACCUCCUCCCUCUACGUCGCCGGCCUCGUCGCCACGCUCUUCGCCUCCUCCGUCACAAGGAGGUUCGGCCGGCGCGCCUCCAUACUCAUCGGCGGCAGCGUCUUCAUCGCCGGCUCCGUCUUCGGCGGGGCAGCCGUCAACGUCUACAUGCUGCUCCUCAACAGGAUCCUCCUCGGCAUAGGACUCGGCUUCACCAACCAGUCAAUUCCACUGUAUCUAUCAGAAAUGGCGCCACCGCAGUACCGUGGAGCCAUCAGCAAUGGCUUCGAGCUCUGCAUAAGCAUUGGCAUCCUUAUCGCCAACCUCAUCAACUACGGAGUCGAGAAAAUUGCAGAUGGAUGGGGCUGGAGAAUCUCUCUCUCCUUGGCAGCUGUGCCAGCUGCAUUCCUAACCAUUGGCGCAAUCUUCCUGCCUGAGACACCCAGCUUCAUAAUCCAACGGGAUGGCAACAUUGACGAGGCAAAGAUCCUGCUCCAGAGGCUACGUGGCACAACUGGAAUCCAGAAAGAGCUUGAUGAUUUGGUCUCUGCUAGCAAUAUCUCGAGGACAAUAAGACAUCCACUCCGGAACAUAUUCAAGAGGAAGUACAGGCCGCAGCUUGUCAUAGCACUUUUGAUUCCUUUCUUCAACCAGGUCACUGGAAUCAACGUCAUCAACUUCUAUGCGCCGGUCAUGUUCCGGACCAUCGGGCUCAAGGAGAGCGCAUCCCUCAUGUCAGCGGUCGUCACACGCAUCUGUGCAACAGUUGCUAACAUUGUCGCAAUGGUCGUCGUUGACAGGUUUGGGCGUAGGAAGCUCUUUCUAGUAGGUGGCGUUCAGAUGAUCUUGUCACAGAUCAUGGUAGGGGCAGUCCUAGCUGCAAAGUUCAAGGACCAUGGAGGGAUGGAAAAGGAGUAUGCAUACCUAGUCUUGAUCAUCAUGUGUGUGUUCGUUGCAGGCUUUGCAUGGUCAUGGGGACCUCUGACCUACUUGGUCCCAACCGAGAUUUGCCCACUGGAGAUCAGGUCAGCCGGGCAGAGUAUUGUCAUUGCUGUAAUCUUCUUGGUGACAUUUGUGAUUGGCCAGACCUUCCUCGCAAUGUUAUGUCAUCUCAAGUUUGGGACAUUCUUUCUCUUUGGCGGAUGGGUGUGCGUGAUGACAGUCUUCGUAUACUUCUUCCUGCCAGAGACAAAACAGCUGCCAAUGGAGCAAAUGGAGCAGGUCUGGAGGAGGCACUGGUUUUGGAAAAGGAUUGUAGGGGAGGAAGAGGAAGAGAGAGAGGCAGGAAGCAUAGCUUUGUCCACCACAUAGUGACUUUUCUUUUGGGGUCAAAUCUUUUUGGUGAAACCUGCAGAAAUGGUACACCAUUUUGAUUAGUAUAAAUAUGCAUGCAUGAUCAAAGUAUAUUGUAUAGCUGCACAAAUUGUAUCCUAACUAGUAACUGCAUUAGUCUCCUAAUUUGAUGCUUCUGGCAUUAUGUAACAUGUAAGGGGCUUCCAGAAUUAUACCAAAGUAAUAUGAACUUCAGUGCUUCACAAAA